CUUUCCAGCUACUUCUCUGCUUGGCCUUUGUUGCUUCCACUCGCCACUAUUCCGCCAAACUUUGCAUCCUCCCUACGAGACAAAAUUUCAGAUAAACCCCGUGGCUUGAGGCCUUGGAGAUGAAUCACCCUGUCUGAAUACCCAGUGAUCGAGAUCCAGCGUAUAUGAUAUUUCGGCCGUCAUGAGCGGGAGGAUCCUCUCCCACCGUCUUGUUCCGCUCCUGCGGACGGGUCAUCUGGCCCGCCAUGUUCACAACGCCGCUGCCCGCACGGGAGGCCUGCUUCGCUCCGAUGGCAGUGCCGCCCUGCGACGACGUCCCUGGCCUAUCGGCGCCAACGCCAUCCACAAUGUGCCUGCUGUGCGGGCCAUCUCCUUCCACCGGAUCCUGCCCAAGCUGGCCCUGAAGCUCGUGCGGCUGCCGGCCAUGUUCGGCGGGGCCAUGGUGGCCGGCUUCGCUUACAUCCAGUACCAAGCUGCGCAGGCCGGAAACUACGCUAUCGAUAUCUUUAAACGCGCGGGGGAAACGGCGGGCGGCGCGGCCUCGAGUUUAUUUCAGGAGAUUCAAAAUGUGGCGGAGCAGACUCAGCGCGGUUGGCAGAAGACGACGGAGGAUGUUGACCUGCCGGAGUGGCUGCAGAAGAUCCUGAGGUUGAAUGAGCCGCAGUCGGAUAACGGGGGCUCAGGGGGUGGUGGCGGUGGGAAGGGUCCCAAGGAGAGUCGGGUCGGCGCGGCUGCCGCUGGUGCGGCCACUGGUGGAGCUUUGGGAUACGACCAGUCCGACGAGGAGGAUCUUCGCGCCGGCCGGCAGAUCGCGGAGGACGACCAGAUGAUGCUGCUCACGCGGAAGAUGAUUGAGAUCAGAAACAUCUUGCAGAGCGUUGGCCAGUCGAAUACCUUGACCCUGCCGUCGAUCGUCGUCAUCGGCUCCCAGUCGUCCGGGAAGAGCUCCGUUCUGGAGGCUAUUGUCGGGCAUGAGUUCCUUCCGAAGGGCUCGAAUAUGGUCACCCGCCGGCCGAUCGAGCUCACCCUUGUCAACACUCCGAAUGCACAGGCUGAGUAUGGAGAAUUUCCCGCGCUGGGCCUUGGCAAGAUCACCGACUUCUCGCAAAUUCAGCGUACCUUGACCGAUUUGAACUUGGCGGUUCCGGAGAGGGACUGUGUCUCCGACGAUCCCAUCCAGCUCACGAUCUACUCGCCCCAUGUUCCUGACCUCUCUCUCAUCGAUCUUCCUGGCUACAUCCAGGUUGCUGGACGCGACCAGCCGCCGCAGUUGAAGCAGAGGAUCUCGGAUCUCUGUGAUAAGUACAUUCAACCACCAAAUGUCAUUCUGGCCAUCUCAGCAGCCGAUGUGGAUUUGGCCAACUCCACUGCUUUACGAGCCAGUCGCCGGGUAGAUCCUAGGGGUGAACGGACGAUUGGAGUCAUCACGAAGAUGGACCUCGUUGAUCCUGAUAGGGGCCACAGCAUCCUGUCCGACACCAAAUACCCUCUUCGCCUGGGCUACGUUGGCGUAGUUAGCCGCAUUCCUCAGACGACGGCUCUCUUCUCUAGGGGCAGUGGCAACAUCACCGGUGCCAUCUUAAAGAACGAGAACGCCUACUUUUCGCAACACCAAUCCGAAUUCGGGCCGCAAUCGGACGUGUCUGUUGGUGUGAACACAUUGCGCAACAAGCUGAUGCAUGUUCUCGAGCAGACGAUGGCAUCGAGCCUAGCAGGUACUAGGGAUGCUAUCAGUCAAGAGCUGGAGGAGGCCACCUACGAGUUCAAGGUGCAAUACAACGAUCGGCCUCUCAGUGCAGAAUCAUACUUGGCCGAGAGCCUUGACAGCUUCAAGCACUCAUUCAAAGCAUUUGCCGAGAGCUUUGGCCGGCCUCAAGUCCGCGAAAUGCUGAAACGCGAACUCGACCAGAGAGUGAUGGAUAUCCUGGCGCAGAGAUACUGGAACAAGCCGAUAGAAAACCUCAUCGCACCAAUGCCGGAGUUAGAUCCCCUGAGCGACCUCCCAAAGGCGGAUCCCGAGUCGCUAUAUUGGCAUCGCAAGCUUGACGCUUCGACUUCCUCGUUGACCAAGCUGGGGAUUGGCAGACUCGCUACGACAGUCGUUGCCAACGCAAUCCAAAAUCACGUUGACCGGCUAUUGGCCGACUCUACGUUUGCCGCUCAUCCUUACGCCCAGAAGCAGAUUGUUGAUGCCUGUAACAGCAUUCUGAACGACAGAUUCUUCAGUACUAGCGACCAAGUCGAGAACUGCAUCAAGCCCUACAAAUACGAAAUCGAGGUUGAGGAUCCUGAGUGGUCGAAGGGCCGGGAGAACGUCAGCAAGGUGCUCAAGGACGAACUCAAGGCCUGCGAGUCUGCAUUCAAGCAUGUCGAAGACUCCGUCGGAAGACGGAAGCUCAAGGAUGUAAUGUCAUUUGUCGACAAGGUCCGGAAGGGCGAAGUGGUUUUGGAGGGUGAUGGCGCUGGCGGUGCUGGUGGAUUUAGUGCCGACCUACUUGCCAGAGGCCGAGAAAGUGCCUUCCUCCGCGACCGUGCCGACAUCAUCAAGAUGCGACUCCUCGCCGUCCGCUCCAAGCAAUGUGCCUCGCAGAAGAACAAAUACUACUGCCCGGAGGUCUUCCUCGACGUGGUCGCCGACAAGCUCACGUCGACGGCGGUGCUGUUCCUCAACGUGGAGCUCCUUUCGGAGUUUUACUACAACUUCCCGCGCGAGCUCGACAUGAGGCUCGGUCGCCACCUCUCGGACGCCGAGGUCGAACGCUUCGCCCGCGAGGACCCGCGAAUCCGCAGCCACCUCGACGUGAUCCGUCGGAAGGAGCUUCUCGAACUGGCCCUCCAGAAGAUCGAGAGCAUCCGCCAGCUCGACGGUCGCGGCAAGCGCGGGAACACGGACCGUCCGCUAGGCGCCCGGGAACCGCGGAGCCGGGGCUGGAAUCUCUUCUAAGUGUUGGUUGGCGAUGUUCUCCAAAUAGACUUGUCUUUCGUGAUAUCCGUGGGGGUCAUCUUCCCUCUCCAUAAUACCUGGGCGUUCUCGCACAUUCUCUACCCUUCUCCAUGUAUUUUCUUUUUAAGCCGUGUCUGGCUAACGGCAUGAAUCAGGUCCCCUGUAUAAACGUGUAGGCUUCAGUGAAACCAUCUUAAAGUCCGUGCAUUACUCUGAAUAAACAGAAGCUAGCAUGUUUACCUUGUCGGGGGGCCUCAAUCCAGUAGUUGCAGGGUAAACACACACCCCGCGGACCUCACAGCUAGAUCACACCCAGCUUUUCUUUUAUUCUCAUGCUGCCCGCU
This is a messenger RNA of Aspergillus homomorphus CBS 101889, 3288 nucleotides long. Its product is annotated as dynamin-related GTPase MGM1. Lineage: Eukaryota; Fungi; Ascomycota; Eurotiomycetes; Eurotiales; Aspergillaceae. The coding region runs from base 182 to 2944 and encodes 920 amino acids. The record is from RefSeq and is a predicted model, not a curated record. The transcript is spliced from 3 exons. Gene Ontology annotation, cellular component: microtubule; cytoplasm; membrane. Gene Ontology annotation, molecular function: GTP binding; microtubule binding; GTPase activity.